Messenger RNA from Lontra canadensis (Northern American river otter), 2472 nucleotides. It is a transcript of the gene NANOS1, whose product is annotated as nanos C2HC-type zinc finger 1. The transcript has a single exon. The record is from RefSeq and is a predicted model, not a curated record. Lineage: Eukaryota; Metazoa; Chordata; Mammalia; Carnivora; Mustelidae. Gene Ontology annotation, biological process: oogenesis; negative regulation of translation. The coding region runs from base 89 to 964 and encodes 291 amino acids. Gene Ontology annotation, molecular function: zinc ion binding; mRNA binding. Gene Ontology annotation, cellular component: perinuclear region of cytoplasm.
CCGCGGCAGGCCGGCGGGCAGGCUAGGCGCUUCCCUUCCGUCCGGCCCGCGCGGGUCGCGGGGAGGCGGUGCGCGCGGCAGCCCGCCCAUGGAGGCUUUCCCUUGGGCGCCCCGCUCGCCCAGCCGCGGCCGCGCCCCCCCGCCCAUGGCGCUCGUGCCCAGCGCCCGCUACGUGAGCGCCCAGGGCCCGGCGCACCCUCAGCCCUUCAGCUCGUGGAACGACUACCUGGGGCUCGCCACGCUCAUCACCAAGGCGGUGGACGGCGAGCCGCGCUUUGGCUGCGCCCGCGGCGGUGACGGCGGCGGCGGCACCUCCCCGCCCUCCUCCUCGUCGUCCUGCUGCUCCCCGCAUGCGGGGACCGGGCUCGGGGCGCUGGGGCCGGCGCUGGGGCCGCCCGAUUACGAGGACGACGACGACGACAGCGACGAGCCCGGGUCCCGGGGCCGCUACCUGGGCGGCGCGCUGGAGCUGCGCGCCCUGGAGCUGUGCGCCGCGGGCCCCGCCGAGGCCGGGCUGCUGGAGGAGCGCUUCGCCGAGCUGAGCCCGUUCGCGGGUCGCGCCGCCGCCGUGCUGCUGGGCUGCGCGCCUGCCGCUGCAGCCACGACCGCCGCCGAGGUGGCGCCGCGCGAGGAGCGGGCCCCGGCGUGGGCGGCCGAGCCCCGGCUGCACGCCGCUUCCGGGGCGGCGGCCGCCCGACUGCUCAAGCCCGAGCUGCAGGUGUGCGUGUUCUGCCGGAACAACAAGGAGGCGGUGGCGCUCUACACCACCCACAUCCUGAAGGGACCCGACGGGCGAGUGCUGUGCCCGGUGCUGCGCCGCUACACGUGUCCCCUGUGCGGCGCCAGCGGCGACAACGCGCACACGAUCAAGUACUGCCCGCUCUCCAAAGUGCCGCCGCCGCCCGCCGCCCGCCCGCCGCCGCGCAGCGCCAGGGACUGCCAGCCCGGGAAGAAGCCGCGCUGACGGCCUGGGCUCCGGUCUGCUGCCACCGGACGGCACCAGGGUCCCCCGCCUGCUCGCUCUCAUUUUCGGUCUGCGCACCAGCUUUCCCUCGCUGCUGGAGAGGCGUGGAGCUCGGCAGUUAGCUCCACUGGGGAAGUCUUGUUUUUUUGUUUUUGAAAGCAAUCCGGCCGUACGGAGAGUACUUUGCUGUCGAAGAGCGGUUGAGACUAGACGCUACAAUUUUGAUUUAUCUCUGGUUUCUAGUUUGUGCACAUCCAGACGGUGAAGGCUGGGUGUGUUUCCCACUACCUGAAAUCUGGCAACUUAAUGGCGCUGUUUAUUUACUGUAUACGUCGAUCUAUUUUAGAUGCGCAUCAGUAUGAAUUGUCUCAAUCUAAUCUCGGAUGUUUAAUUUUAUGGAGGCACUUUACUAGGUCUAGAAUAUUUUUUUAAAAGCCUCAUAACUGAACUGAAAACUGGCGAUUUUAUGGAAUGUCGGCAAAAUUACUAUUUUAUUGUUUGGAAACAAUAUUUCUUAGUUGUCCUUAAUCAGUUACUCUAAUUCCAGGUGAAGCAAGCCCCUGGCAGCAUCACCCUUUUUGAGAAGUGAAGGUUUAGUAAACUUUCCAGUAUUAAUUUGUGUGGGUAUUCCCUCCUUGUGGCUUGUUUCAGACUUGGCUGGAGGUAUAAAAAUGCACAAUCUGUAGCAGGUAGAAUACAGCUCCUUAUCUUUUAUGUACCAGAUCUUUUUAUUACUAAACUAGCAACUAGCAUUUCCACCUUGAAAAUUUGUGCCAAGUUAUAAUCCUGUUGUGUAUACACUUGAAAAUUGGUGCUGUUUAAAGACUUGUGUAUUUAUACAGUAACAGUAUAUGAAUUCAUUUAUCUUGCCUAUAACUUUGCUACUUGGCCUUUUGUCCAUGCACCCACCUCCCCAUUUCCAGUUCUUUAAAAACAUUUGUGACAUUAAGAUCAAAAGGGAACAGUAUUAAUUCACCCUGCUCCAUUUCAGAGUUCCCAAAUAGCAGAAAGCUCCUUGCAGCUGUAGCCUCUCAAACGAAAUGGAAGAUGCGAUCCUGAGCUCUGGAAGGCUAAUGUAACAACCUGUGUUCAAGAAAGUUCCACUAUGGGCUUUGUCUGGCUUUAGGGAGCAAGCAGUCCUCAAACCAGAAUAAGCACUGAAGGAAUUAAAUUGUGGAGUGGGGGUUGAAGACAAACACAGCUUCCCCCGUGCUCCCUUUUUCCCUAGAAGACCCUAGUCUGUUUCUGGAAUCCCACCACUUACCACAAAGAUUAGACCCUAUCCUUAGACACACGUUCCUAACCCUAACUUUAGCUCCCACCCUCAUUUAUAGCCAUGCCAGAUGCCACACCAUGGCUUGUAGCUACCAUCAGGACAGAUACAGGAGGCAAAAAUGGAAGUGAAUUAGGAUGAAUGCAUAUGAAAUGUACAAAAUACAUCACUAUCUGAAAAUGCCAGCAAGAGACUUAGUCAUACGAAUACAGAUUCUAGUCGCAGAGCUCAGCUC